AUGAAUUUGUACGCGACAGGUUUUAAUGCCUGGAACCAGCUGGAAUUUCACUCUUCGAACGAUAAACAGCAGCAGCCCGGUGAUUUGCACAACCUAAUCCAUGUGCUGAGUGACGACAAAAUAACAAAAGUCGAGCCAUAUCUAACUUAUACAAAUGUCGAGACUGGCAGCGGAGUAAAGACUGCCGGCACUGUGCCUGAAGAACAUGUAGCUCUCAGGGACCAGUUUGGGAGAUUUGCCCUAGCGGCAAACGAUUCUGUGAUAGGUAAAUUCUGCAAGCAACAUGAUGAAAAUCAUGUCAUCUUACCUAGCGAGACAUCAGUGCCUAUUGAUAAAAAUCACCUGAGCCAAUAUAAAUCGAUAUACUCGGCACUCUCAGGGACAUCUCCGGUCAGGACGCACGAGUUUACCCGAUGCAUCGAUCAGUUCGUAGCAUACGAUGUAGGCUUCGCAGUGUUGACUGCUGCCGGUGAGGUCUGGACUUGGGGCGACGAUAGAUAUCCUGGAUGCCUAGGUCGCGUAGUGUCUGCCGAAAGUCCCGCAUCGCUCCCAGGGCGCGUGACAGACUUGGACGACCUCCCCACCGGCAAGAUCAUCAAGAUAGCCGCAGGCGGCUAUACACUGGCAGCAAUAACCAGCGGUUUCGACCUAUAUUGCUGGGGUGGUCAUCCAGGUCGAAAGCAAAUGAUAGAAGGCGUUUCACCUUCCGUGGGCCCGGUACCGGUCGUUGUGGAGGACGAAAGUGAUGUCGUGGAUGUCGCGGUGGGAGAUUCGCACGCAAUCGUGCUGACUGAUAAGGGGGAUGUCUUUGUCACGGGGGAAAACACCAACGGUCAGCUUGGCGUACGAGACUCUCAUACCCAAUCGAAUGGUGUAUGGAUCAAGGUCUGCCUACAUCUGGAAAGCGAAUGUCCAACAAGAGUUGCCGCUGGUCCCAAAACGUCUUUCGUCACGACAAAAUCGAAUUGAAGAAGACAUG
Molecule: messenger RNA, 979 nt
Organism: Pyricularia grisea
Lineage: Eukaryota; Fungi; Ascomycota; Sordariomycetes; Magnaporthales; Pyriculariaceae
Exons: 4
Coding region: 1-969 (322 amino acids)
Cellular component (GO): cytoplasm
Molecular function (GO): guanyl-nucleotide exchange factor activity
Source: RefSeq, a predicted model, not a curated record